AUGGUACUUUGCGCAGGUGGUCAUUUGAAAAAUGCCCGUGCUUGGACGCUUCUAAGGCAAAUCAGACCGAUUCAGCAAGCCUUGCUCUCGUCAAGAUCUACGAUUUCAAAAUCGAUCCGGAUUUGUGCCCCGGAUUCUCCAAAUACCUGCUUCGUCGUUACCAAAUCUGCGUUUGAUAAGCUUAAAGAAAUCAAAUCGUCUUUCCACUCUGGGCUGCAUCUCAAAGUGGAUGUAGGGGGCUGUCACGGGUUCCAAUAUCUUUUUUCGCUUCAAAACAUAGCGACCAUAGACAGCAUCAUCGAUGAUGCCCAGAAUCGCGAGGGCGGUCUAAUUGUAAUCGAUCGCAAAUCUCUCGAUCUUAUCAAAGAUUCGACGCUGGAUUAUAGCCGCGAACUAAUUGGGUCAAAGUUCAUUAUAACGGAUAAUUCUCGUGUAGAGGACCCUUGCGGGUGUGGCGUUUCUUUUGGUUUGCGCAAAUAG
Molecule: messenger RNA, 480 nt
Organism: Mitosporidium daphniae
Lineage: Eukaryota; Fungi; Microsporidia
Product: putative iron-sulfur cluster assembly protein
Exons: 3
Coding region: 1-480 (159 amino acids)
Biological process (GO): iron-sulfur cluster assembly
Cellular component (GO): mitochondrion
Molecular function (GO): iron ion binding; 2 iron, 2 sulfur cluster binding; 4 iron, 4 sulfur cluster binding
Source: RefSeq, a predicted model, not a curated record